Vicugna pacos (alpaca) is the source of this 3192-nucleotide messenger RNA. The record is from RefSeq and is a predicted model, not a curated record. NCBI's taxonomy places the organism in Eukaryota, Metazoa, Chordata, Mammalia, Artiodactyla, Camelidae.
UGUUGGGGGGCGGAGGCGGGAACCCCGCGGCUGCUUGAGGGAAGGAGGCUCAGGCGUGGGGCGGGCAGGUACCGGGCCCCUCCUGCGGGGGCGCGGGGAGACCUGUGCCCUCACGUUCUCUCUCCUCCCGCAGCCGUGUGGUCCCGCCACCCCCCGCAGGGCGCGCCCAGCUGGCCGUGGGGAUGGCCACCCGGGUCCGGACCGCUGCCGUCUGGGUCCCACCUCUCCAGGAACGAGACAGUCCGUGCGGUGGGAUUAGAAAGCUCCAAGGCAAGGAAUCCAUCCUGGGUCCUGGGACCCCUGACCAGAGGCCCGUCCCUGGAGGAGCCCGGCAGAAGUGCCAGAGUCCCAGGACAGAGCAGCUCCUCAAGUGGCUGUGUGUUUCUCAAGACCAGCCGAAAACCAGCGAUUCUUGGGGACCACUGUCAUUCAUGGACGUGUUUGUGGACUUUACCUGGGAGGAGUGGCGGUUGCUGGACCCAGCUCAGAAGCACCUGUACAGGAGUGUGAUGUUGGAGAACUAUAACAACCUGGCGUCCCUGGGGCACCAGCACACCAAACCCAGUGUCGUUUUCCAGUUGGAACAAGAAGAGCUGUGGAUGAUGCAAAUCCCAAGUCAGGGCCGUGCAGAUGAAGUCCAGGAAAUUGAUGAUCGUGUGGAAUGGCAUCAGGAAAGUCACGGCAAGCUGGGAAGCAGAGCAGAAAGCUACCAGUGUACUGCGUUUGGAAGACUAUCUCUUCAUAGUACAAAUUAUGUUUCUUCAAGACAAGAACUUCAUAAAUGUGUUACACAUGGAAAGAGUUUGAAACAUAUAGAUUCUAGUAGUAAUUAUGCUGGAAAAUAUCCCAGUGGGUUUCAUGAUCUUAGGGAAUCAUUAUUCCAUUCUAAACAUGAGCAAGCUGUUACUGGAAAAAAAUACUGUGAAAAUAGUGGAUCUGGAAAAACUGUCCAAAGAGAGUCGCAGCUCAUAUGCCAACAAAUGCACAUGGCGGGAAAGUCCUCUGAAUGCAGUUCCUGGACGGAGGCCUUCAGCAGCAAGUCAUGCCUCGUGGUGGAUCAGCAAACCCCUGCAGAAGAAAACCCCUGCAGAUGUAAUGGAGGUGGGAAGGACUUCAGCCGCAAGGCCUGCCUCGUUGUGCAUCAGAGAACUCACACGGGAGAGACACUUCAUGAGUGCAGUGAAUGUGGGAAAACUUUCCGUUUCAGUUCACAACUCAUCAUACAUCAGAGAAUUCACACCGGGGAGAAUCUCUGUGAAUGCUGUGAAUGUGGAAAAGUCUUUGGUAGGAAAGACCAGCUCGUUUCACACCAGAGAACGCAUUCAGAACAGAAACCGUAUGGGUGUAAUGAAUGUGGGAAGGCUUUUGGUUUGAAGUCACAGCUCAUGAUACAUCAGAGAACCCACACAGGAGAGAAACCCUAUGAAUGCAGUGAAUGUCAGAAAGCCUUUAAUACAAAGUCUAAUCUUAUGGUGCAUCAGAGAACCCACUCAGGGGAGAAGCCCUAUGGUUGUGGUGAGUGUGGGAAAACCUUUACCUUCAAGUCACAGCUCAUUGUACACCAGGGGGCACACACUGGGGUAAAACCCUAUGGAUGUAAUCAGUGUGGAAAAGCCUUCAGUUUGAGGUCACAGCUCAUUGUACAUCAGAGAAGUCACACGGGAGUGAAACCUUACGUAUGCAGUGAAUGUGGGAAAGCUUUCAGGAGCAAGUCCUACCUCAUUAUACACGUGAGGACUCACACAGGAGAGAAACUCCAUGAAUGCAGUGAAUGUGGGAGAGCCUUCAGUUUCGGUUCACAACUCAUUAUACAUCAGAGAACUCACACAGGGGAGACUCCCUAUGAGUGCCGCGACUGUGGGAAAGCCUUCAGUCGGAAAUACCAGCUCAUUUCACACCAGAGAACUCAUGCAGGGGAGAAGCCCUAUGAAUGCAGUGACUGUGGGAAAACUUUUGGUUUGAAGUCACAGCUCAUGAUACAUCAGAGAACUCAUACAGGAGAAAAACCCUUUGAAUGCAGUGAAUGCGGGAAAGCCUUCAAUACAAAGUCUAACCUUAUUGUACAUCAGAGAACUCACACAGGAGAGAAACCGUAUGGUUGUGGUGAAUGUGGGAAAGCUUUUACCUUCAAGUCACAGCUCAUUGUACACCAGGGGGCACACACUGGGGUAAAACCCUAUGGAUGUAAUCAGUGUGGAAAAGCCUUCAGUUUGAAGUCACAGCUCAUUGUACAUCAGAGAAGUCACACGGGAGUGAAACCAUAUGGGUGCAGUGAAUGUGGGAAAGCUUUCAGGAGUAAGUCCUACCUCAUUAUACACAUGAGGACUCACACAGGAGAGAAACCACACGAAUGCCGUGAAUGUGGGAAAUCCUUCAGUUUCAAUUCACAACUUAUUGUGCAUCAGAGAAUUCACACAGGAGAAAACCCUUAUGAAUGUGGUGAAUGUGGGAAGACGUUUAAUAGAAAAGAUCAGCUCAUCUCUCAUCAGAGAACUCAUGCUGGGGAAAAACCUUAUGGGUGCAGCGAAUGUGGGAAAGCCUUUAGCAGCAAGUCCUACCUCAUUAUACACAUGAGAACUCAUUCAGGGGAGAAACCAUAUGAAUGUCACAGAUGUGGGAAAGCCUUCAUUUGGAAGUCACUACUCAUUGUACAUGAGCGAACGCAUGAAGGGGAAAACCCUUAUAAGUGCAGUCAAUGUGAGAAAUCCUUCAGUGGAAAAUUACGGCUCAUUGUACAUCAGAGGAUGCACACAAGAGAGAAGCCCUAUGAAUGCAAUGAGUGUGAAAAAGCCUUCAUUAGGAAAUCUCAGCUCAUUGUGCAUCAGAGGACUCAUUCAGGGGAGAAACCGUAUGGAUGCAGUGACUGUGGGAAAGCCUUCUCUCAGAAGUCAAUUCUCAGUGCACACCAGAGGACUCACACGGGAGAGAAACCCUGUAAGUGCACUGCCUGUGGGAAAGCCUUUUGUUGGAAGUCACAGCUCAUCAUGCAUCAGAGAAUUCAUGCAGAUGAGAAAUAUGUUGGUGAGUUAAGUGUAAGAAACCAUUUCUCAGGAAAUUCCAGAAAAUUCCUAUAGAAGAGAAACUCUGUAAGUGGAAUCAUCUCUGUACACCGGAAAACCCACCCUGAAGAGAAGCCUCGUGUGUUUACAGCACGUGGAAGGACAUUCACAGAAAGCUGUUUCUUUUACACUC